This is a messenger RNA of Tachysurus fulvidraco (yellow catfish), 2656 nucleotides long. RefSeq names its product leucine rich repeat containing 45 (gene lrrc45). The record is from RefSeq and is a predicted model, not a curated record. Gene Ontology annotation, cellular component: centrosome. Lineage: Eukaryota; Metazoa; Chordata; Actinopteri; Siluriformes; Bagridae. Gene Ontology annotation, molecular function: protein binding. The transcript has 19 exons. Bases 400 to 2424 code for a protein of 674 amino acids.
UUCCUGGUUACGUCUCAACUGUCAAAAGAAACAAUUAGUGAAAAGCAGAGAUGUAUUUUCAUAAUGCACGAGGAUUUGGAAGAUCCCCACAUGGAUAUGGAAGAACACACAAUGCAGACAAAAAACAGAGCUCAGGAUUGAACCAUGGACCCUGGAGAUGGAGGCAGCAAGUAUAGAUGUAUAUUUAGACAACAAACCUAAAAUCUCCCGGAAUCCAAAAUCCUAAAACUCCCUGAAUACAAAAUCCCGAAACUGCCUGAAUCCAAAAUCCUAAAACUCCUGGAAUCCAAAAUAACAAAACUCCUGGAAUCCAAAGAGAACCCAUCUUCUUCAUCAUAUGUGCUUGUGAAAGUGAAUGAAAGUGAACGGACACAGCGGGACGCUUCUCCUCAUCCGGCGAUGGAGGAUUUCAGACGAACCUACCAACGGCUGUGUAAGGAAGCAGACGUGGAGCCCCAGGAGUCGGUCUUGGCUCAGCUGCAGGAGGUCCGAGCCGCAGCCAGCAGCAGGAAACUGGACCUCAGUGGCCAGAGCCUGACGGUAGAAUCGUGCUCCAUGCUGGGCAAGACGCUGCAGAACGACACGCUUUUCACUCAGCUCAUCCUCAGCGACUGCAUGCUCAGCGAGGAAGGCACUAAGCUUCUCCUGAGAGGCCUGUGUUCCAACACCACAGUAAAACUACUGGAUCUUAAGGGGAACAACUUAAGAGGUGCUGGAGCAGAAUCUUUGGGGAAGCUAUUAGUAAGAAACAAGACUUUGCAAAGACUGGUGUUGGAGUGGAACGCUUUAGGGAUGUGGGACGAAGGCUUUUCCGUUUUCUGUGAAGGUCUGGCUUCUAAUAGUUCUCUUAUCCAGCUGGACCUGCGCAACAACCAGAUCAACCAUCAGGGAGCAGCUGAGAUCGCUCUGGCCUUGAAAAGGAACUGUGUCAUACGAGAGAUCGACCUGCGAUGGAAUAACAUCGGCCUGCUGGGCGGCCGCUCGCUGCUAGAAGCUCUACAGCAGAACCGCACUCUCGUCCAGCUUAACAUGGCCGGCAACAACAUCCCCAGCGACGUUCUCAAAGCCAUCGAGCAGUCUAUGGAUCACAACGAAGACAGACGUUCGACCCUGCGCCAAAGCCACAGCAAGUCUCAGGUGCUCAGUAAAGAGAUCCAGAUCCUGAAAGAGGAGAAGAACCGUCAGUUUCUAAGUCUGAUGGAAACCAUUGAUAAGCAGAGGGAUGAGAUGGGGAGAAGCAGCAGAUCUUCAUCAGUACGUCUGGGGCAGCUACAGGAAGCUCUGAGCGAACGUAAAUCGGCCGUGAAUUCCCUCACAGCCAAGUUACAGAUGACUGAAGCUGCUCUGGCUCUGUCUGAGCAGAAGGUCAAUAACCUGGGAGAUCUUCUGACAAAGACAAAAAUGGAGAAGACCGAGCUCAUGGACGGGCAUUCCAGAGAGCUGAAGAAACAGCAAGAGGACAGUAUUCAGCGCGAAGGGAAGUUUUUGAGGGAAGUGAACAGUCUGACCGAGAAGAACCAUCAACUGAAGAACAAGCUGGAGGAGGCUGAGCGGCGCUGCAAAGGUCAACAAGAGCAAAUCUUUCAGUUAAAGCAGGAGCUGACCAACUCCACCACAGAGCUAAAAUUACGCCUGUCCCAAGCUGAACAACGCUUGGACACGGAGAAGAGAAGAUCCAAACAAGCUCUCGAAGACACGGACAGUUUGCGUCAGAAAGAGGUCGAUCAUGUCAAUAAGCAACUGGAGGAGACAGAGAGAGCUCUACAAGAGCGGAUUCUCAAACUCGAGGGCCAGCGGAUGCAGGUGGAGGAGGAGCUGAGCCGAACGAAGGCUGCUAUGAUGACGGCGAGGGUUCAGGCAGAAGAGGAGCUCGGGAAAGUGCGUGCUCAGGCGCGCCUGGAAGAGCAGCAGCAUUUGAACAGCAUGGAGGAGAAGCUACGGAGCACGCGUCAGUCACGUGACGAGGCUCAGAGCCACUGCACGCAGCAGAAGCAGACCAUCACCGAGCUGCAGAGCCGAGUGGGCCAGCAGAGCAUCGAGACGGACGCGCUGCGGCGCAGGAUAGACGAGCUGCAGCAGGAGCUUGCUGGGAAAGAGCAGGAGAAGGUGGCGGAGGUGACGCGGGUUAAGGUCGAGCUGCAGGAACAGAUCGGCCACUUGCAAGCCGAGAGGACAGCGCAGAGCGGCUUAAAGGAGAAGAUCGCUGCUUUGGAGAGGGAGAUGAAGGCACUUCAUACCACUCACCGAGAGGCUCUUUUGGACAAAGAAAGCGAGAUCUCGUCUCUACAGGAGCGCCUGCGCAUGCGAGAAGCGGAGAUCCAGCGUAUACGCGAGGACGAGGCGCAGAGAGCCAGUUUGCUUCAGAACGCCAUCCUCACUUACGUUCAAGGCUCCACUAUCGGACAGUACAGCUCAAAAAAAUGACACUCACUCAAUCAGUAAUCAAACCUGUGUCUGAUUUCACUGAGGUCUUUCUAAAAGCAGAGGAGUAAUACUGUAAGUUUUUAUUCAAAAUGAGUUUUUUAUCUUUAACAAGUAAAUCGUUUACAGAAACCUUCCGGGAUCUCAGGAAAAGUGAAACGAAGUAAAUCCCAGCGCACUUAAAAAAAAGUUUUGAUUUGAUUUGUUUUCUAUAAUAAAAUCUUGGCAAAAGUAA